Molecule: messenger RNA, 1154 nt
Organism: Periconia digitata
Lineage: Eukaryota; Fungi; Ascomycota; Dothideomycetes; Pleosporales; Periconiaceae
Source: the annotation of a GenBank genome assembly
CAGCCCAUAGAACAUAGACCAGAUAGCGAAGUGCCUUGUGUUCCUUGUCUUCUGGAAGAGACGUAAGAGACGUAAGAGGCGGGGCAGUUAGCAUCGCUGCGCAAGACACUGCCGUUGACACUCCAAAAAGAAGGAGUGGGAGCGGGAAUGUCGAUAUAUCCUGAUCCAAAGUUUUUACUCGCUUUCGACAGAUGCUAGGCUUUGGCUUGCGUUUUAGUCGUUUCAUGGAGAGAGGACGUCCCUGCCCGAACUUAUUCACACGGCCAGGCUUCAGAGCCAGAUGUGUAUGUCGCUGAUCUGGUUCCGUGACCUCUAUUGGAGUACAUAGAGCCUCGACACAAUUUAAUAUUGCAUUUUCAAGCUUCGAGACUUCCGCGCCUUCCCGGAGCCCAGUAACAUAAUCGUUUGUCGAACGGUGGGCUACAGUCUCGUAGCGCCGUAAGCAUCCGGCGAUGCAGUAAUUUCCGAGAAGAAAAUCCUCUCUGGUGCUAUUCGGGCUGGAGGGAUAGCCGGAUUGGGUUUGGGAAGCAUUUGAAGUUUCCUCGGAUAUGAGAUCGAACAAGCCUGUAAUGAGAUUUCCACCAUGGAUCUCCGCCUCGAGUCCGAAUCUCGACAUAAGUGAUAAACUCAAGUCGCUAUUCAACAGUUUUCCAAGAUCGGAACCAAUCAUCUCCUCAAUUACAGUCGUCUGGCUAUAAGCUGACCUCUCGAAUUCUGAAAGAACAUCUUCGAACGGUGGGUCUACAAUCUCAAAAUCGUCAUCCAACAUGUGCAGCCCCAUAAACUCUAUAUCGUCAGUUGGUUUCAAUAUUUCGUUGAGAUACCAUGAGUUCCACUCAUUAAGCACUGUUUUGAGAUAUUCAUUGAUCUUGAUUUCCACCUCUUCACUUGACAAAUUCAUCUCAUCCAUCACUUCUCUCAUCCACCCGAUCUCCCUAUACACCUCUUCGAUAUUCUUUCGCAUCAUGGGUGAUUGUUCGUUCCCUGAACUCGGUUCGGUCGAUGUAAGUGUCGGAAAAGGUAAGGAGGCAAUAACAAAUCGAUUGUUGUCGUUUUCCAUCUCGAAGCCGGGGACCAGGUGGAACCGAAAUCUCGGAAUGGAACCCUCGAAAUAUCGACAAAACUAUUUCAGACCUCUAAAAUUUGAACUAUGA